GACCUCUUCUCUCCCAUCUCGGUCCUUGUCCCUCAUCGCCCCGCCGAAAAGAAGGUCGUCAUAUUUUACUUCGGAGACCGGAACAACGGAUUUUCCGCCGCUCUUGGCUUCUCGCCCAACGCCCUCAUGUGGUGCCUCUAGAAGUCGCGCGCCUCGCCUUCACUGGCAUUCCCGCGUUCCCCAGUCCAAAAAGAACUUGUUCUGUCGCAUUGCGUCUGGCAACCAACAUUCAACCACCACCCUGUCCAGCGCGUCGACAUACUCCAGCGCUCCCCUAGAUGGGAGUAGAAAGCUUUGGAGCCUCCUGACAACUCUCUCCUGGUCUCCAGGGCCUCCUCGCCUCGCGCGCCGCCCCUUCCAUCAUGCCGCGAAAACGUACCAGAGAUGAGAUGGAGGUCUCAGAAGUCGAAGAGAAGAAACAAGAACCGUCUCUACUCCAGAGGAUACGGAAUAUGUGGGAGUUUGCCUCUGUCAUGCAGUUCAUCUUUUUCUUUGGCAAGGUUAUCAAGAUCGACGAAGACUUUGACAUCGAGGAUUUUGAGAGCGAGUGUCUGAAGCCGGGCUACUCGGAAAAAUUGGAGGAAAUCGGUCUCAGCCUUCUCAAAUGGAUCUCGUCUCACAGGGGUCUAAAUUACGACAUCUGGGAUGAAUACACUCGCCGGCAGUACCUGGCCAAGGCUCCCCAUCUGAACCCUUAUGGUGAUGCGGAAGAGCCUAAGCGGUUUCGAGAUUUCGACAUUUUCACAAAGAUUAGAAUCCUCCACCAGCUCACAAUAUGGACGUUUUGGAACCCCGACCGUAUCAGGGAAAAGAUGACGGAGCAUCCGCGCGAGGUUGAUCAGACUGAAUGGCGCAUUGAAGAGUUUGGCUACGACCGCCAUGACCGCCAAUACUACCUGCUCGACGACAACCGCUUCUAUCGACGGACCGAACCUCCGUUGCCCCAAACUCCAAAAGCAAAACCGAAAGCAAACUCCAAGAAAGCCAUCGCUGCCAGACGACGCGAGAGCAAACGGAGAAAGCUAGAAGCCGAAGCUGCCGCCGCAGCCGCAGUCAGCGAUGCCGAAGAAGAGAAUGAGGAAAACACCGAAGAGACAGAAAUUGCUGAAGAGGAGAACAUGCCUGAACCCUGGGAAAUCGACACGUUCAGCGGAUUCAAGUGGGAAUGCCUGUGCAUCACCCUUGGCGAUUACCAGGGACUAUGUGAAUCGUUGAAGAAAUCAAAGGACCCCAAUGAAAAAGCUCUACGAGAACGCCUGAUAGAGGAGGUCAUACCUAUCAUUGAAGCCGCCGAAGAGAAACAACGUCGCAAGAUAGAGCGCCGCGAGAGGGAACUACUCAUGAUGGAGAGAAUGGUCGGCGCCAAGCGAUCUAGUCGUUUAGCAGACAAGCAGGAACGGGAAAAGAGAGAAGCCGAACAAGCUGAGGCCGAGAAGAAGAGACAAGCUGACUUGGCCACGGCCCGUCGUGAGCAGGAGAGACAAGAGAAGAUGGAGCAAGAAAGACAAUACCGCAUGAUGACCCGAGAACAACGAAUCAAGGAUCGAGAACUCAAGCGACUGCUCAAAGAAGAGGAGCUCGCUAGAGAUGAGCUCGAACAGAAGCGCAUUGAGGAAGGCGAAGCUAGAGGUUCUGAUCGAGCUCUGAAGCAACGAAUGGAGCGGAAUAAGAAGGAGCUGGAGGAGCUCGAGGCUGAUGAGGACUGGACCUUUGACUGCUCCGGUUGCGGCAAGUACGGCAAGAAUUUUGACGAUGGCUCUCACAGUAUUUCGUGUGAGAGAUGCAACGUCUGGCAGCACAGCAAAUGCCUGGGCAUCCCCAAAUCUGCAGCGGAAAAGGAUGAUUUCCACUUCAUCUGUAAGGAUUGCAGACGUAAAGAAGAAGAUGCGAAGAAGCCCAAGAUUUCUCUCAAGUUCCGUGUCGGCACAUCAUCUUCGCCUGUCCCACCAAGUCCUGUUCCUUCCACCAAGGUCGUCGCGGUUGAGGUCCCCACGCAAUCCACUGCUCGAUCGCCCAGUCAAGGUGAAAUCACCAAUGGACAUCAACAUUCACCGCCAAACCAAUUGUCCAGUCCCUCUCGACCUAUUCAGUUCGCGCAGAUGAAUGGCGUCCAUCCGCAGCAACGUCUCGGCCCAACUCAGCACCAGCCGACGUCAACGAGCCCUCGACAACAGGGCUACACCGUCCGUCCCAUACAGCCUUAUCCUCCAGGAAUCAGCAAUGGCGCGGCUAGAAGCCCACCACCUCAAGGUCAAGGGAACUAUUCAUUCUUUUACAAUGGAACUCAAUACCCAUACCAAAACUCUGCAGGCCAAAGGCCAUUGGCGCCCUCGCCUAUCCCCAAACACCCACCACAAGACUCCGGCGCACAAACAAUGUCGAACAGUGGACGUCUCCCUUCUCCUGUGAUCAAUCGUCCCACGAUCUCGCCUACACAGGGAAAUAUGGACGUCGGCCCUGUGGCAGGGAUUCCUCAGAAGUCAGCCCAAUUCCAUCAACCGGGCGCAAAUGGCGUCUACAGCCCUGCCAACAGUACAUCCUCAAAGUUCCAGGGCACACCUCGCCCGCCUGCACAACAUCAAGCCCAACCUGCCCAGACACCCGUUUCUAGAGCUCCAACGUACCCGCUCUCGGGUCUUUCGCCGAAGAAGCAACAAACUCCUGGCCCCAUCCAACCAGUCCCAGGCGGCAGUCCUCUGAAUUCGAACCCGGCAUCAUCCUCACCAACAUCAACGUCAUUACAGCCGACGAUGUCUCCAGCCGGCAAUAUCGGUAUUAAUAUUCUCUCUCCUGCUCCACACCCUGUUGAAAAGCGCAUCGUCAGCGGGACGCCUAUUCUUCCACCCAUUGAGAAUCUCCGACCAAGCCCAGAGCAGUUGAGGAAUAUGAGUUCUACAGAACCAGUGCCCACCCCGAGUAAACAGUCCCAACCCCAGGGCCAAUCCCGCAGUCCAGCCCAGAUCCCAGGUCCGCCCAAAGUUGAGCUUCAGCUGGGGAAGCAAACCCAUACCGAAGGUAGUGGAGUUGAUGGUCCUGCGGUGCCGACGAGUGACAAGAACGGACCGAAGACAAUGGAAGGAAGUUUACAUACGAAUGCAACUCCCGGAGCCAAACAGGGACAGUCAACGGACAAUGCCCCAGCCCCAAGAGACGUCGAGAUGCAGGAUGUAAAGUGAAAAAGCGUUUGGAUGUCUUUAAUUCCGCGCAUUCUUGUGCGUCUUGGAAGGAUACGAAACGUCGUUGAAGGCCGGCGGAUUUUGUAUCAGUAUCGGCAGAGCAAUCUCGUUUGGACAACACAUGCUCUGGAGCUCUCGCCUCGCUGGAAGGCGGGUUUAUGGUUGGAGCGUGCCCUCCACGCGGACUCAGUCCAUGUAUGUACACUUGAACGAAACGAAGACAGAUGACAACGAGGAUGAAGGUUAGGGCAAAGGGCACAGGCUGCUUUGCUUUGUGGUGCUUUGCGAUGCUGCCUUGUAGCUUGAAUGGAAAAAAAAAAACAACGCACAGAUGCUGAAUCCCGUUCUUGGUCCCCCCCUGGUGAUCCAUCUCCCUCCCACAGUUCCCAAGUCGUGGGCUCGCCGUCUCUGUCGGGACGACCAUCGGCUCCUCCGUCGCCAAGGGGGAUGAUACAUGCUCUCUCUCCGUCUCCAUCGCAUCACCCUGCGGCGCGCCUGUGCAAACCCCAUGGACGUCAAAGGCGUGGAUCUAUCUACUGUGGAUGCACAGCCCCCUCCUAACCGUCGUCACCGCUUCUCGUACCGAAUCCGCCAUCCCGGCCUCAAGAAUGUCGAGAGUGUGGCAAUACACCGCACCACAGCACACCGCACCACCUUCCAGCCCAGCAGUCUUCAUCAAGUGCGGAAUCCUGGAUAUCUGAAUGGGAGGAUAGGACUUCACGAUCCCCUCAACUCUCUCGGUUGAUUUCCUUGACCAAGCACACACGGAG
Cladophialophora immunda is the source of this 3946-nucleotide messenger RNA. RefSeq lists its product as uncharacterized. Lineage: Eukaryota; Fungi; Ascomycota; Eurotiomycetes; Chaetothyriales; Herpotrichiellaceae. The record is from RefSeq and is a predicted model, not a curated record. Gene Ontology annotation, cellular component: RSF complex. The coding region runs from base 363 to 3176 and encodes 937 amino acids. The transcript has 5 exons. Gene Ontology annotation, biological process: regulation of DNA-templated transcription.